UCGCUCAUCACCCUGCUGGCGCUUGUCCGCGUGUGCACGGGGCUGGGCGCGCUGAGCUCGGUCAGGGAGGUGCACGGCUUCGCGGUGCGGCACGGCAUGUUUGUGAGCUGCCAUCUCGGCAGCUCCCUCGUCGAGGCGUAUGGGCGGUGUGGCUCUUUGGUCGGCGCGCAGAGGGUUUUUGAACUGGCGGAGGAGCGCGACGUGGUUGUCUGGAGCUCCAUGGUGUCGGCGUACGCGUUCCAUGGCCAUGGAGACGUUGCGGUGUCGCUUUUCAGGCGUAUGGAGCUGGAGAAGGUCCGGCCUGAUGGCAUCAUGUUCCUCGGCGUGUUGAAGGCCUGCGGCCAUGCUGGUCGCGCAGAUGACGCCUUGAAGUAUUUCGAUGUGUUAACCAAGACAUAUGGAGUGGAAGCAUGCGGAGAUCAUUAUUCGUGCUUGGUUGAUGUCUUGGGACGGGCAGGGAGGUUGCAUCAGGCCUAUGAUGUUAUACGGACGAUGCCGGUUAGAGUUACCGCAAAGGCCUGGGGUGCUCUCCUUGCUGCUUGCAGGAAGUAUGGGGAGGUGGGGCUGGCAGAAGUUGCAGCGAGAGCGUUGUUUGAGAUUGAACCAGAGAAUGCAGGGAACUUUAUUUCGCUUGCAAAUAUCUAUUCGGGCUUGGGUAUGCAUGAGGAGGCAGAGCGGGUGAGAAGGGACAUGGAGCAACAAGGCUUGCAGAGCUCACCUGGAAGCAGUUGGACGAUACACCGCAAGUCAAGUGAACUUGUCUGAAGAAGGAGGCUCACAUCUGGGAAAUUUCAUCACUCAGAACAAAAUUUAUUCGGAUACACAAUUUCUGUGUCCAUGAAAAUGUAAGCGGGAUAUGCCAAUAUCUCCUUUUUGGCCACUACCUUUAGUUAAUAGCAGCUGGAAAAUAUUUAAUUGUACCAGAGCCCUAACCCUACAUCUAUCAGAAUGUGCUGCAUUUGAACCUGAACUGAUUUUUAAAUGCAGCAGAAACUUUUCUGUGGCUUAAUGCUUAGCUGUAAAUCCUGCAUAAGCAUCAAAUUUUCUGCUGGGCAUGCUGGAAAGAAGCCUUAGAAGCCAUGUCAUUAUCAAAGUUCAAUCCUAGCACUGAUCUUAUUACCAUCUUAUUUACACAUUUUGUACUUCAGUUCUAUGUCUCAAUCUGACACUGCAUGAAUUUAUAUUCUUGAAAUAUAAUCAUAAAACUUUGUGCUAUCAGUAAAAAAAAACUUUUAUCGAUGUUAAACAGCACAGUUUCCUUCUCGCCAAAAAGCAUUUCCAUCAACAUACA
Triticum urartu is the source of this 1291-nucleotide messenger RNA. RefSeq names its product Tetratricopeptide repeat (TPR)-like superfamily protein. Gene Ontology annotation, molecular function: protein binding; RNA binding. The record is from RefSeq and is a predicted model, not a curated record. Lineage: Eukaryota; Viridiplantae; Streptophyta; Magnoliopsida; Poales; Poaceae. Gene Ontology annotation, biological process: RNA modification.